GCCGGUGGUAAAUCAGUGAGAUCUUAAUUAGUUUCUUGUCGAUACAGACACAUAUUACAUUCGCUACAAUCAUGAAACUGUUCGUGGCUGGUCUACUUUUGUGCAUGGCAGUUGCCAUAUCUGCAGAUGAAGUCAAAUACACCACCAAGUACGACGGUGUAAACCUUGAUGAAAUCUUAGCAAGUGAUCGCCUUUUGGGCAACUAUUUGAAGUGUCUCAACGACGAAGGAAAAUGUACUCCAGAUGGAACUGAACUGAAACGAGUUUUACCUGACGCUUUGCAACACAACUGCAGCGGCUGCAGCGAGAAGCAAAAGGCCGGAGCAGAAAAAGUCAUCCGUUUCCUAAUUCAGAACAAGAGCGAAGAAUGGGCUAAAUUGCAGAAGAAAUACGACCCUACUGGUGAAUACACCCAAAAAUACCGUGACCAGAUUCCCCAUUAAUCUCCAAUAAAAUUAUACAUUUUUUUAUCAUUACUAAAAUAUUAAAUUAAUUUUAAAACUGUUGACUGACUUCUGUGAAUAUUUUUAAUUAUAUUGAAAAACGCAAUCGUUGAAAAAUAGUUAUA
This is a messenger RNA of Ctenocephalides felis (cat flea), 568 nucleotides long. RefSeq names its product ejaculatory bulb-specific protein 3-like. The transcript is spliced from 3 exons. Lineage: Eukaryota; Metazoa; Arthropoda; Insecta; Siphonaptera; Pulicidae. The record is from RefSeq and is a predicted model, not a curated record. The coding region runs from base 72 to 443 and encodes 123 amino acids.